Molecule: messenger RNA, 4987 nt
Organism: Zootermopsis nevadensis
Lineage: Eukaryota; Metazoa; Arthropoda; Insecta; Blattodea; Termopsidae
Product: F-box only protein 21
Molecular function (GO): protein binding; DNA binding
Source: RefSeq, a predicted model, not a curated record
CAAAUCUUAUAUUCUGUGGAGAAGCUUGUUGAAAUGGCGUCUGACGUGUUGAUUCUGUAUUUCUCAAAUGAGGUUUUAGAAUAUAUUCUUGAAAGUGAAGUAUUAUCAGCCGAAGAUGUUUGUAAUUUUGGCUCAACGUGUACAAAAUUUAGUAAGUUAGUAAGAAACAGUAACAAAAUCUGGAAAACGAAGUUUAUUCAGCGGUGGCCAGAUUUACAAGAUAUUUUUGAUCAUCAGAGGCCUUACUCUUGGCAAUGUCUGUACCAGACUCGGCUGCAGUUUGGUAAGGAUUUUCGGCAUUUGAUGGCAGGGAUGUCACACAGGUUCCAUAAGCAAGAAGAAAUGUCCAGUUCAGAACUUUCUGAUUUUGGCAAAAUGAUACGGGAUUGUGAAUACGGUUAUGCUUUUAUGGUGAAUGAACUCAUGAGUAUUGAACACAGUGAUGACAAGUACUCAAAUUUAACACAGAAGUACUACGCAGAGAAAGUAAUGCGUUACAUCCGACAAGAGCAUUUGAAGGAAGAAUGGCAAGGUUUUCUAGCUCUGGAUCAUGAAGAUCACUUAUUGGAAAAGGGAGCAGUUUUGGUAGCACAGUGGUGUCAGCCAAUGAUAGAAGUGACAUACAGUUUUAUUGCAGCUGAGCUAGAUAAUAUUGCCAUGGAAGUCAAAAGAAAGUUACGUGUGGAGCAUGGGAACCACCCGAUAUUUAGUACAUCUGACGAUAAAUUGAAAUCAUGGAGGAACAAGAAUAUCAGUGACAAUCAGUGGAAGCCAUCUGAAUCUCAGCAGAUUAUUUCAGCUAUGUGCAGUGUGCUUUUCCAAGACAUGGGUUUUCAUAGCAAUGAUGAAAUGUACUAUUCAGCAGUAAACUCCUACAUCAAUAAAGUGCUGGAGUAUCGAAGGGGAAUUCCAAUCACAUUAAGCAUUGUGUUUGAAAGUGUGGCAAGAAGGCUUGGAGUAAAGUGUGAGCCUGUUAGUUUUGUAGCCCACUUCCUGCUCCGGUGGAGGGAGAAAUACAACACUAAAGAAUGUGGUGGUGAACUGAGUCCUUACUAUUACAUAGAUGUGUUCAAUGGUGGACAGUUUCUCACAAAACGCAGCUGUCCUCGUUAUUCGCCUGACAGGCAGUGUCCUAUGCGAGGGAUAAGUGUCAGUCCUGCCACACCUCUUCAGGUUAUUGAACGUUUGGCAAACAACUUAGGGGUUGCUGGUCGUCAACGGUCUCACGUGAUUGGACGAAGUUCCCGAAUGCGCAGUUUCUUGGAGUUACAUUAUCUUGUGAAUCCUUCAGACCUGAACUGCAUUAUGCAUCUGGCAAGAUUCUACAUGUUAUACAGCAUGGAUCUGUCUGAUCUGAUGCCCACCAUUGUAAAAAUUCAAGAUGAUUUGGAACCACGUGCCAGAGACCAGGCAAAGCUUAUAGUACAGAUGAUGCAAGUGUAUGAAACUCGUCAUUCCAAGGAUACUGCAUGUAACAUUCCAGAGAUUGAGCCAAAACUGAGAAAUGAAAAUAUAACAUAUGCAGUGGGAAUGAUUAUGCAGCAUCGUCUGUUCAACUAUAGAUGUGUGAUUUAUGGGUGGGAUCCACUGUGUGCAGCUUCUGAAAAUUGGAUUCGACAGAUGGGUGUGCCAAAUUUAACAAAGAAAAACCAUCAGCCUUUCUACAAUGUCCUGGGAGAAGAUGGAUCCACGCGUUAUGCUGCCCAAGAAAACUUGGAAGUGGCCGUUGAACCUGUGUACCUGAAUCACAUGGACGUGGGUCGUUACUUUGAUAAGUUCUGCAAGACACAUUAUGUUCCAAAUGCAGAGAAGCAAAUGGAAUAUCCUCAAGAUGGUGAAGUGAGACUUCGGUUUGCUGCUUGUGCGAAGUCAAUGUGAAAUGUCUGAAAUAAGGGGAGUUUUCAAUGCAGAUGUUUUUGAACAUAUGAGAGUGGUUUACAUGUACUUUAUAACAAAAUGAAAUGGUCUUCUCCGUCCUGUCUCUCAGUCAUUGUCAGUACAGAAGCUGUGACAUGUAACUAUAUUCAGCAAGAUCUUUAAUUUAAUAGUUUGAAAUGAGUGAUAUGAAAAUUUAAGAUAGCUCUGUUCGGGGUUAUUGUGCCUUGUGAUGUGGUAGUUCACCUCUGAAAAUUUGGUGAACUUUGCCAGGCUACAUGGUGCAACAACCCAGAAGACAAUGCUUGCCACUGCGGGAACCUGAUGUCUCACUUGGUAUGAAACUUCAUCUUAAAUUAAUUUUAAAUUCAGAAAUUUGGUUUUCAAUGUAUAUAAAUGUGUUCAGUCUUGACCUUUGUUCACAUUCAAGUAAAAUUUCUUAUUUUGAAUUAAAAUUGUCCAGUCUUGAAUUAAGGAUGAGAGGUUGGUCAGAUUUUUUUUUUAAGUUGAAAGUUAGGCUGCAUUGAACCAAAGAAUAUAAAUGUAAACAAUGAGUUUCACCCAAUCUUGAAGGUGUGGUUUCAAAUUGGAGAGAAGGUUGCAUUGAAGAAUAUUAGAAUUUUUCUGUUUUCAUUAUGUUUCAUUACUGAGGAUCACAUUAUGGCUGUUCUAUGAAUGGGUUCCUUAAUUGCAUUAUGCGGUUGAUCUUGAAUGGGGAUGUUACUCUAAGCAAUAACAUUUGUGUUAGAAUUUUUCUCCAUUAAUACUUGGAAGUUAAAUCAUGAGUUGUAAUGUAUAUAAUACAGUUUGGACCUUAAUAUUAUCUGUAAACUAUACAUACAUAUAAACUAAUAUCCUUGUAUUGAAGUCUUUUGCAGAAUCAUUGUACUGAAGUCUCUUGCAGAAUGUAAUGGAAUAAAUUAUGUUAGUAAGUUGCCAGUGAAAUAUUAUUACUGUUAUAGACUGUCUGCAUACUAUAAAUAGAAUAAUUGUGAACAGACCACUAGGAAUACCUAGACAUAGUGGCUUCUCAGGAAGGACUCAGCUCCAUGGAGUGAGUAAGUAAAUAUAUCGCAUCCCUCGAAUAACAGAUGUAAUUUGUUUGAUGAAAACUAUUCAUAACGUUAAAAUUCAUAAAUUGAAAAUGAAAUUCUCAUUAAUUUCAGUAUAAAAAAAUUCAGACUGGUUCCCAGCACCCAGGGAGGAAAAAUAUUUUUGCCACAUGUUAGAAUAGAAUUUAACUCUGUAAAGCACUAUUAAAAUGUUAAAUCGAAUGUUUACAUUGUAUAGCAGUUGCUGUAUUUACAGUAUGGAUAUGUUUAAGUGAAUCCUAUAGUAAAAUUUGUGUAUGAAGAUAUCCGUCUUCUGGGUUGUUGCGCUGUGUAGUCUGGUCGAUGUUAACAAACGUUUCAGAGGUCAUACUGCCUCCGUCAUCAGGGCGAUGACCUCAAGUCUUACAAAAUUUGUGUAGUUUAACAUUUGUCCAAUACAUUUCCCAUUCAGAAUGGCCUGAAACAGGGAGAUGGUCUAUCAUCACUACUUUUCAAUUUUGCCUUGGAAUAUGUCAACAGGAAACUCCAAGUAAAUUGUGGCAGUUUGGAAUUGAAUGGGACACAUCAGCUUUUGGUCUUUGCUGGUGAUAUUAAUCUGUUGGGUGAUAAUAUAAAUACUGUAAAAGCAAACACAGAAACACUCUUAGAGGCUAGUAGGGAUAUGGUCUAGAAAUAAAUGCAAAAAAGAUGUAUAUGAUAAUGUCUUGGCAUCAGAAUUCAGGACAACCAGAUUAUAAGGAUAGCUAAUGAAUUGUUUGAAAAUGUGACAAAAAGUACUUGGGGAUGACACAAGUCAGGAUGACAUUCAUGACAAAAUCAAGAGCAGAUUAAAUUUGGCAAAUGCUUGCUAUCAUUGAGUCCAAAAUCUUUGGUCCUCCCAUCUUAUAUAAAUAAUACUAAAGGUUAAAAUGUACAAAAGUGUAAUUUUGUCAGUUGUGCUGUAAGGGUGCAAAACUUUGUCUCUCACUUUGAGGGAGGAAUGUAGAUUGAGGGUUUUUGAGGUGUUGAAGAUAUUUGGACCUGAAAGGGAGGAAGAUGGAUCAGGAGAAAAUUCGUUGCAAUGUUAAUGUGUCGGGGUGAGUAAAUUGAGGAGGAUGAGGUGGGCAGGACAUGCGGCACUCUUGAGGAGGGGAGGGUUGUUUACAAGGUAUUGGUAGAUAGGCCUGAAGGGAGGAGACUACUGGGAAGACCUAGGCGUAGGUGGGAGGAUAACAUUAAGAUGGAUCUUAGGGAGAUAGGAAUUGGUGGAGCAAACUGGAUGCAACUAGCUCAGGAUAGAAUCCAGUGGUGGGCUUUUGUGAACAUGGAGAUAAAUCUUUGAGUUCUGUACAGAAAGUGGUCUAUUCUUUGACAAGCUGAAUAACAAUUGACUUUUAGAAGCAUAUCAUGCAUGAGAGAGAGAGAGACAGUAUGAAGAUCAGAACUUUAGUAAACAAAGAAUAAACAGCUGUAUACCUCCACAUUUAUUACUUAUGAAGUGGACACUCAUCCCUCAGAUGGAGGCUGGUUCUUCUUUGUAGUAAAAAUAAUGUUCAUAAAUUGAAAUGAGGUUAUUAUAGUGAAAAUUUGUAAAUUGAAAGUUUGUAAAUCAAAGGAUAGGUGUAUAUCAAAUUUAUGUGCAAUGAUAACCUUGUUUUAAAAUGCUGAAAGGUAUUAUAAUUUAAAACCACUGUUUUGGUUAUGUGUGACACUAAAUAGAACAGUGUGCUAACAUUAAAAAUACUGAGAAAGCUAAAUUCCACCACACAACACUAAAGAUCUAUUAGACAUACAGUAUACAUACUGUAGCUGGGUACAUUGGGCUGAUAAAGGAUCACUACAUAUAUUUAAUUUUAACAUUUUGCCUUUAUCAGCAACAACAUAUCAUAGUAAAGUAUGUAAAUAUUCAAACACAUCUUUGUAACAGUAACUUUUUUAGCAGUUUUUGUUGGUUUUCCUUUCAAAAAGCUUAACUUUCAGUUGUAUGUCUUUUUAUGUAUCUAGUGUAAUCUUGUAUAUAAAAUUUAAAUGUGUGUAUGCAUGCAUAUAGCUAAUGAUUGUAUAAACUAAUUUGCACCAAA